CAUGAUAAAUUUACAGCACACACACACACACAAACCCCUGUGAAAUCAUUACAGACAACUCACUAUGCUCUCCAUUAUGUUUAUUUCACUAUUGUGAAAUGCACAAUAUGAAAUGUUUAUUUCGUCUUCAACUCCGCCCUUCACUUCCUUCCUCUACUGUUCUGAAACAACAGUGCUGCUAGUUGCUCAUCUUAAUCAUGGCAGUACACAGCUACUUCAUUACUUGUGGCAUGACUGAAGGAUUUUAGUCAGUUAAAAAAAAUUCUAAUUACCUUAAAGUAAUAUCAGAAUGCUUUCAGUUUUCGGACAUUAUACAAAGAUGUUUCAUAUAUUUAUGUCAGUCUUUUUGUGUUAUCUAGUUGGUGUGGUUGGUGUUGAAGAAGUAAAGUCAGUGUCAGUAAUGGAGGGAGAUUCUGUCACUCUACACACUCAUCUUCAAAUACUGAAAGAUGAAGUGACCGAGUGGACCUUCAACAACACUCGGAUUGCUAAAGUGACUGGUAACAAUCCUACAUACAAUAAAGAUGAACGAUUCACAAACAGACUGAAGCUGGAUCAUCAGACUGGAUCUCUGACCAUCACAAACACCAGAACCACAGACUCUGGAAUAUAUACAUUUACAACCAUUAUUUACAAAAAGCAGCCAACAAAGAGGUUCAGUGUUAAUGUUUACGCUCCACUUCCCAUUCCGGUCAUUACCAGUUACAUUUCAGAAUGUUCUUCAUCAUCACGAAAAUCCUCAAGCCCAAAACAUUUGUUGCUGUGCACAGUGGUGAAUGUGAAUCGUGCGACUCUCUCCUGGUACAAAGGAAACAGUGUAUUGUCCAGUAUCAGUGUGUCUGAUCUCAGCAUUAGUCUCUCUCUACAUGUGGAGGUGGAAAAUCAGGAUAACAACACCUACAGCUGUGUGGUCAACAACACCUUCACAAACCACACCACACAUCACUGCAUUACUGAUCUCUGUUUUAUGAGUUCAGAUGAAGUCCCUUAUAAUUAUUAUGGAAGUACUGAAGUUUUGCUCAGAUUGGUCGUCACUGCUUUGAUGGGCCUGGCUGCUGUGGCUGCUUUCAUUGUGCUGGUUUACGACAUCAAAUCCAGAAGAGCUGAACAGGAAAGACUUUAGGCCCUUAAUAAUGUAUCAAGAAUUUUAAAACAGAAAUAACCAGUUGUUGUUUUUCAUUUUAUUAGUUGUAAUCCCUUCUAUUCAAUACUGUGAACUGAAUAUUCCCUUUCUCAAAAUGACAACAGUAAAUUUAGGGUUUUGUACUUCUAAGAAUGUAUUUUGCAUGCAAAUAGCUGAUGAGGUAACCCACCUCCUUUUAAAGUAACGUUGCUUUUUUGUUGAACGAGUUGUGUCUGGAUCAAGAUUUCUGUUUUUUUAUUAUUAUGAAAUAAUUGAAUCAGGGUUUAACUGUCUCUAGAUUAUAUGAUGACCUUAGUGUCAGCCUUCUUUAGAGUAAAACUGGAAUGAAACGUGUGUCAUUGCUCUUUUAUAAAUGCAUUUCUGCAUGUA
Messenger RNA from Danio rerio (zebrafish), 1513 nucleotides. Lineage: Eukaryota; Metazoa; Chordata; Actinopteri; Cypriniformes; Danionidae. The record is from RefSeq and is a predicted model, not a curated record.